Molecule: messenger RNA, 879 nt
Organism: Enterobius vermicularis (human pinworm)
Lineage: Eukaryota; Metazoa; Nematoda; Chromadorea; Rhabditida; Oxyuridae
Source: the annotation of a GenBank genome assembly
AUGAAUACCGAUUAUAAGCCGAGCAGUAGCUCGACCAUGACUGCUCGACAGUUUAAUCCUCAGCAGGGUGUAGCCACUCCUCAGCAAAAGACUGUUGGUCGCGUGCAAGGAUCAACACCCUCAAGUAACGUUUUAUCUGCCUUCGAGUGUCCAGUUUGUUUGGAUUACAUGAUGCCUCCAUAUCUUCAGUGCCAAAGCGGACAUCUUGUUUGUGGAAACUGCCGUCCAAAGCUUACAUGUUGUCCUACUUGUAGAGGACCAGUUCCAAGUGUUCGCAAUUUGAUUUUGGAAAAAAUUGCCAAUACUCUUAUGUUUCCAUGUAAAUUCUCUAAUUCUGGCUGCCCGCUGACUUUUUCUCACGUGGAGAAAGUUGAACACGAAGAAGUUUGCGAGUUCCGGCCCUACUGUUGCCCGUGUCCUGGCGCCUCUUGUAAAUGGCAAGGAGAAUUAUCUGAGGUGAUGAACCAUCUCAUGAAGGUGCAUAAGUCUAUCACAACUUUGCAAGGGGAGGAUAUUGUGUUUUUGGCAACAGAUAUUAAUCUCCCGGGUGCAGUCGACUGGGUAAUGAUGCAGUCUUGCUUCGGCUGCCACUUCAUGCUUGUUCUGGAAAAGCAGGAGAAAUUCCAGGAUGGUAACCAGAUGUUUUAUGCGGUUGUACAGCUUAUUGGGACUAGGAAACAAUCAGAGAACUUUAUUUACAGAUUAGAACUUGCCACUCAACGACGCCGGUUUAGUUGGGAAGCGUCGCCUCGUUCAAUACACGAAGGGGUAGCUCACGCCAUUUCUUCUUCUGACUGUAUGGCUUUUGACACACAAACAGCCCAACUUUUUGCUGAAAAUGGUAACUUAGGGAUAAAUGUUACAAUUUCUGCUAUUUAG